AUGGCAUCACUUGCACGCCAGCAAGCGCAGAUACGCGCGGCCAUCGCCGCGGGCGCCCGCCCGCGCACCACCGUGGCUGGAGCCACUGUGCUGCCCGUUGCACGCGGCGCAAAUGGCGCGGGCUUCGUCUUCCUCGCUCAACCGGACGGCACAACGACGCCGCUCGGGAGCUUCUACUACCGGGAGACUGGCGCGCGCCCGCCCACCAAGUGGUUGGACUUCGGCCAGCCACUGAUCCGGGAAGGCCCCAACGACUACGUGCUCUUGCGGAACGGCCUCAAGCGGCUUGUAAGGAGCUUGCAGCAGGAUGGCAAAUUUCACUUGACGGGGCUGGGGAAGGUGUUCUUCCAAGACAAGUUUACAGAAUAUCUGGCCCACGUGCCGGUGAUCGUCCGCGGCACGCGCAGCAGUGGCAGGAACGCUGGCCGGGCCUACGAGAGGCCCGACAUGCUGCCAGUCAACACACUGGGACUCCGGCGGACGCGCCUGAACGACGCUCUGUCGCAGCAAGAGAUCCUGGCCCGCAUCAAGCAAGACGUCUUUGCCCAAGGACUGGCCGGGCCACCCUUCCACGAUGGCCAAGGCAACAGAAUCAUCAUGGAGAUGAGCGAAGAAGUCUACUACUUGGACAAUUCUCGAGACUGGGUCGUCUCUGCUCAAUCCACGCAAUACAUCAACGACGAGGUCCGGGUGGAAACCAUGCUGAACCAGCGCCUGGCAAGAGUCCGCGACAUCUCCUUCCAGCUUUUCGCCAGCCACGAAAUCUUGGACGAGGCCUUUGAGCCCUACAUGGACGACCUGUGCGUUCCAAGGCAGCUGUCCAUCCUGCUGAAGCUGCCGCUGGAAGAGGUUUGCAGCGACUUCGACGCCAUCGUCGAAGGCACGGCCUGGCGCACAGAGGGCAUCAGCCCAGCAGAGAUACGGGAGUUCUGCGAAUGGCGCAACGCACCAGUCUUCCUCUUGGACCCCGACGGCCACGUGCUGGACAAAUUCGAGCCUGCCGUGAAGGAAGCUCGGGCCCUGGCCUACGUGGCCUUCAACGGGCACGCAUACUUCUACAAGUCUGCCAAGGUCAUCACGGGCGGCGGCCUGGACGAAACGGUGAUGUACAGGCACGAGCGGCGGGAAACACAGCAGCUCCCACCGAAAAGCGAGUGGAAAGAAUGGCAACCCGGCCAAGAGCCCGAGAGCGGCAUCUUUUGGACGACGACGGAUCUGACGAAGAUCCGCGCCCAGCUCCUCGCAGCCGGACACAGCCCUCGAGUUAUGCUCAGAUCCAGCGUGGAGUACUCGGCCCUGAAACUUCGCAUCAAGAAGGGCGAGCCCUGCAUCAUCCGAGGGUUGCCAGAAGAAGCCGAAGUGCUAGAGCAAUGGCUUCAGAAGCUGCCACUGAACACACCUUACCGCGGGCAGCGAAUGGCAAGUCUUGCGCACGAGGUGCUCAUGCAGUUGAUCAAGGCGGAGCGCAAGCAGCCGGACGCAGAAGCGAGGAAAGCUGUACUGGAGCAGCAGAACGCGCUGUGCAACUUGUGCGGGGCUGAAAUCCAGCUAGGGACCUGCGAGCUCGACCACGUAGUGCCAGUGCACCAAGCAUUCAGCGACGACGAGCAAGUUCUGCAAGCACUGUGCCUGGAGUGCCACAGGAACAAGACGCUGCUGCAAACCAUCCAGCCCACAAGCUUGGAGUCGCGCUUCAACCCUCGAGCCUGCGAGGCCUAUCUAUGGAGCCCAAAGCUGCCUCCGUUGGUGUUCGAGGUUCAUACCCCUCGCAAACGCGUGCCUUGCCUCGGCAUCGACGUCGUGCGGUGCCGCAAGAACGGGCUGGCGAACGCCAGCUUCCCGCUGCCCAUCUUCUGCUGCCUGGAUGACGUUAAAGCCGCGCGGCCGGGGCACCUAGCCGACCUGACCUACGUAAGCCUGCGCAUAGACCGCCGCGCGACGACCUACUCGCAAUUGCCCUACGUGGGCGAAGGCUGGUACGCCAAACCUAUCACCGCGUUCAUGCUUGACACGGGCAUGGCUACGUGGGACGACUUCAAGUACUCCUUGGACGCGACUGCGCAUGUGACAGCCGAGUGCUUCCACAAGGCGCUGGACAUCAUGGAGCAGGCGUGGCCUGACGGCGAAGAGCACUACGCGAAGCUUUCCGUAAAUGCGCUGAUAGGCUUGUGGGCUCGCAACAUGGACGUGGUGUACACCGUGCGGACCAGCCAAAACGAGCUCGACGGCUAUGGGUGCCAGGAGCGGCGCGUUUUCAGCAUCUCUCCAUAUGAUCUGCAAACGGAUGAGGAGAGGAUUGAGACGAUCGCAAAGCAAAAAGCCGCAGCCGAGCAGAAGGUCAAUGCAGAGAUCGAGGCGGAGAAGAUCGAGGCCGCAGCCGAGCAGACUGAAGUGGAGAAGGUGGCCGAAAGGCGAAGAGUUGAGACGAAGCUUGAGGAGGCCUUAAGGCAGAUUAGGCAAAUAGAUGACAAGCCACUUGCACAAUACUGGGACUUCGUGUUUAUCCGAAAUCUGAUGAGCAACGCCAGCCACAGGCCGCUGCACGACUUUGUGCUGGCGGCCGAGUACGUGGCCGUCGCAAGGAUCAAGCAUCAGCUGCGGGCCGCCCUACCCUCCUACAUCAAAUGCGUCAAGACUGAUUGCGUGGUGGUCCAACAGCUGCCGAAGAAACACCUGCAUCUGCUGCAAGAGCUCCAGGACCUCAAACAUCCCGACGGCAGUCAAGUCUACCGAGUCGAGGAAGUCAAGCCGCUGCGAGGACUUUACAGAGAGCCACAGCUUCCAGAGCACGCCAUUCCUCCCGAGCUUGAAUGGACGGACAUCCCCGAUCCCUUGACGCAUUGUUUGGCAGGAGGCUCCCUGCUUCUCACAGGUUUCCCAGGCACUGGCAAAACCUACCUGGCUAGGCGCAUCGUCGCAGCCUUGCGGGAACAAGGCCAAGCGGUGCACAUUGUGGCCAAGACGCACUGCGCCGUGCAGAACAUCGGCCAGGGGGCCCGUACGGCCGACCACUGGCUCAGAAGGUUCGUGCGCCACGGAAACAUUCGCCUGAUUGAUUGGCUCGUGGUCGAAGAAAUCACGCAGCUGGACACCGCCCUCUGGAACGACAUCGCCUGCCUGGCACUGAACACCCGGGUCCGCUUCCUGCUGCUGGGCGACUUCCGCCAACUGCCUGCGGUGCUAGACAGCUUUGCCGGCACGGAGGUUCUGCGUGAGCUCCGGCAAGCACAGCUGAUCAAUACGCUGACGCGGGGUUACCGGCACGAGCUGGUUGAGAACAGACGUAGCGACCCAGGCAUCUUCAAUUUCUUGCGCUGGCUGCGCAUUGAUGAGCCGGGCGAGGUGUCGCUCAAAAGCGCGCUCCAGCGGGCUUGGGCGCAGUUUCCGGAAAGGGACGCCGUUGUGCCAGACACUGCCUUAGUAAUAAGUCACCGGCAUCGCAUUCAGUUGAAUGAAUGGGUGAAUCGAGUCAAAGCCCCUGAUGGAGCCACGCACUUCCAACACUCCCCCGCCGAAAACGCAAAGAAUUUGACCAAUAAGCCACAGUCCAUGCGAAUCUGGCCGGGCAUCCGACUGCUGGGGGCAGGCGGCAAGAUCUGCAAAGGCACCUUUGUUACGGUUAAGACAUGCUGCGACGCCGCCGUGGAGCUAGAGGAUGGGACGGAGCUCGCGCGCGACGACCUCUUCAAGUACACGCGCCUGCCACACGCCCUCACGUACGCAGGCUGCCAGGGCCUCACCCUUGCCGGGCACGUGGUGCUCUGUGACACUUACAGCAAACACUUCACGCUCAGGCACCUCUAUAUGGGGAGCUCCAGAGCCACCCGCUCGGACCUCCUGUCUGUGCGAGAGCCCCUCCGCCCGGCGCCUGCCAUGACGCUCGCCGAGUGCGUCGUGUGCAACGGCCUCGUCGUGUUUGCCUGGCUCCUUGAGCUCUUCUCGGGCACGGGGUCGAUCGGCCGGGCCUUCCGGGACAGGGGCUGGGAGGUCGUUUCCGUCGACCUGGACCCCAAAUUCCGCCCCACCGUCUGCUGCGACGUCAUGGAGCUCGACGAGGGCUCGCUGGGGCACUUCGACAUGGUGUGGGCCAGCCCCGUGUGCACCGAGUACUCGCAGGCCCUGCGCAAGCGGCCCCGGGUCCUGGCGCGGGGGGACCGCCUGGUGCUGCGGACCCUGGAGAUCAUCCGCAACCUGCGGCCGCGGUGGUGGGCCAUGGAGAACCCGCAGACGGGGCUCCUGAAGACUCGCCCCUUCAUGCAAGGAAUUCCCUUCUCGGACGCCAUGUGCCGCAAGGGCAGCCGGUGCGCGGCCUUCGAGGACGGCAUCCACCCCGAGGCCGCGCAGCGUGGAACCACCGCGGGACGGCGCAACCAGCAGUCGCAGGUGAAGCUCUUCCCGAACCCCGAGUACACCUCGAAGCAGCCGCGGGACCCGAUAGUGCCCACGGUGCCCUGCACGGGCAUCUUCCUGGGUCCGAGCCGCUCGGGCAAGACGGUGGCCCUGAUCAGCGCCAUCCUGGACCAGUACCGCACGGCCAGCGGGGAGUCCGUCUUCGAGCGCAUCUACAUCUUCUCGCCGAGCAUCGAGAUCGACGACGUCUGGCAGCCCGUCAAGGACUUCAUAGAGAACGACAUGGGCGUGAACACCGAGCGGGAGCAGGUCUACUUCGACAAGUGGGACGAGGGGGCCCUCAGGACCAUCAUCGAGCAGCAGAAGAAGAUCACGCGCACCAGCAAGCGCCUGGGGCUCAAGAAGCUCUUCCAAGUCUUGGUGGUCAUAGACGACUAUGCGGACCAGCCGGAGCUGCACCGGAAGAUGGGCGACGGGGCGCUGGACACGCUCUUCAUCCGCGGCCGCCACAUGCAGAUCAGCACCUGGGUGUCGUCCCAGAAGCUGCGGCUCAUCAGCGCCGCCGUCCGGGUGAACAUGCAGUUCAUCUGCAUCUGGAGGCUCAGGAACCAAUUAGAGCUAGAAGCCGUUCUAGAGGAGCUAUCGGCCCUGCUCCCGAAGCAGGAGCUCCUGGCGAUGUACCAGGAGGCCACGAGGGAGCCCUACAGCUUCUGGUUCAUCUACUACCUGAAGCCCAAGGCGGAGAUGUUCUACAAGCGCUGGGAGGAAAGGUUCCUGGUCGAUGGGCAACCUGCUGGCGGCGGCGUGCAGCAAGCUCCUGGGGGGAAAAGCAUGGCGACCGUCUACGUGGACUCCCGGAGGCGGGUCUCGGGCUCGGACUCCAACUUCGCGUUCGAGCUCCCGGAGACGCUGCACAUGCAGACGAGCGCCAAGCUGGCCGUCUACAAGGUGCGGAUCGCGGACGCCUUCCUGAGCACCGACAGGGGCACCUACCUCUACUGGAUCGACGUGGCCCUGGGGACCCUGAACACCGCCCAGCUCCAUGUGGGCGCCUACACCGGCACCCGGCUCGCGGCCUGGAUCUCCUCGAACUUCGCGGCGGCCACCUACGUAGAGGCGACGAACGCCAUCGAGGUGGCCCACGACGGCAACCGGCGCAUCCUCUCGGACGCGGAGCUGCGGGACCUCUUCCCGAGCGGCCCCGGCUAUCCGGCGGGCGCCUCGGCCGCCUUCCCGCAGAGCAUCAACCACCUCCUGGGCGGGAGCUACAUCGACGGGGCCCUGCAGAUCUUCCCCUGGGUCUCCAUGAACCCCUUCAACGAGGUCUACCUAAGAUGCAGAGAGCUGGGCAACGCCGCGCACAUCCUGGGGCCGCUGGGCACCGACAUCAUCUGCAAGGUCAUCGUGGACAAGGGCGUGGGGCACGUGAUGAAAGAUCAAACGGACGACGGCCACCUAGUGGAGCUCCGGGGCCCGAUCACGCUCCGCACGCUCAACUUUAGGCUCACGGACGUGGACGGCAACGAGGUGAACACCCGAGGAACGUCCGUGAGUUUCGCCAUUUUCCUCGCCGAAGCCAAGCCCGCCGCCAAGCGCAGAGGCCGGCCGCCGGGCAGCAAGAACAAGCCGAAGCCCCCUCCGGCCACCGUCCCCGCCGACCCUGGCCCACCUCGUGAGCCGGAAGCGCCGGCGCCAGUUCCUGAGGAGCCAAAGCGGGAGCCCGCGCAGCCGGUCCGGAUGACGGCCGCCGAGGAGAAGAUGAUGCACAGGCAGCACAGGCUGAACCGCUUCGAGCAGCUGGCCAUGCGGAACAGCAUGGACCUGUGA
This is a messenger RNA of Symbiodinium natans, 6177 nucleotides long. NCBI's taxonomy places the organism in Eukaryota, Dinophyceae, Suessiales, Symbiodiniaceae. The record is from the annotation of a GenBank genome assembly.